Mercurialis annua (annual mercury) is the source of this 2273-nucleotide messenger RNA. RefSeq lists its product as uncharacterized. NCBI's taxonomy places the organism in Eukaryota, Viridiplantae, Streptophyta, Magnoliopsida, Malpighiales, Euphorbiaceae. The transcript is spliced from 2 exons. Bases 983 to 2014 code for a protein of 343 amino acids. The record is from RefSeq and is a predicted model, not a curated record.
AUGAACUAGAUCUAAAGUUCCUUCUAAACUCUCUGAAGACUCUGAGAAAAAUAGAGAUUUGAGCAAUAGAAACCAAAUCCAAUUGAAUAAUCAGUUGGGUUUGGUUUCUACUGCUUUCAAUUUCUAAUUAUAUGUACUUUUAAUUGCUUCUUUGAUUUUGCAUUUUUGUUAAAUUUUACAUCUUUUUUAGACAAAUCAUGUUCAUUUUUUUUUCUUUAAUUGAAUGUUUUCUUCUCAAGAUCUAUCUUUUUCGGUUCUAUUCAAAACGUUUAAUGUUUUUCAAUUUUUUCAAACAUGUAUUUGAUUUGAGUCUUGCUGGAAAAUUAAACACUUUCCAAAAGCAAACUCAAUUUAAUUUUUUUGAAAUUUAGAAGGGUAGAAUUGAUGUUACUAAGCCCUGAUUUGUAAGUUUUGUAAAUUUUUUCCCAAGAAUUCUCCCCUUUGGCCCAGUAAUUUUAUUACUAAGCCCUAAUUUGUAAGUUUUGUAAUUUUUUGAGCAACAUUUAAAAUAAUAACACCCAAUACUCUCUCUUUUUAUUUUUAACUGUUAAAAUUUUAUUAUACUCUUUUUGAUAAACAAAAGUUACUUUACUGUUUUAACCUAAUGUUACCCCAUUCAAGUUUUUGGUAGUUUAGAUCAAGUAUCAGUUAGGUUUUAAUAAAUUUCGGUUAAUGCUUAGUUUAGUUUUAAUAAUUUUGAGUAAGUUUCAUUAUUUAAAUACCAGAUUAAUUUGCUGAUUUACUUUAAUUAUUGAAAAUGUAUACUUUAAAUUUUAAAUUUUUGCUUCUGAACCAGUUUAAAUGUAAUUUUUUUGCUACAGAAUUCUCCCCUUUGGCCCAGUAAUUUUAUUACUAAUGUAUGUUUUGGCCCAGCACCAAGCCUUCUUUUUAAGUUUGUAAAUUUUGCAAUUGUUUCUCUACAGAAAAACCUAAACCCUAACCAGAGCAUCCGCUAAACCCUAAUUCUUGUUUAUCGCUUCAAAUGUCAAUGGAUGACCUUGCUGUAUCUUUGAAGGGUCUGAAGGAUGAGCUUACCGUGUCUUUGAAGGCUCUGAGGGAUGAGCUUGCUGUGUCUUUGAAGGCUCUGGAGGAUGAUGUGACUGUGUCUCUGAGGUCUUUGAAGGAAGACAUGGAUUCUGCUGUGAAGAAUCUUAAAGAAGACCUGGCCUUCUCCCUCUCUCUGAAGGAGAAGGAGAAGGUCCUGGCCCUGGGUCAGAUGGAGCUCUCUCUGAAGGAGAUUACGGGCCUCCACGAUCUGGAAACUAAGAAGACUGAGAUGCUCAAUUCGUUGGAAAUUAAGAAUACUGAGAUGCUCCACUUGCUGAAAAUUAGAGAGAUAGCAGUAGAUUCGAAAGAGAAGGAAUUAAUGAGGAGAGAGUUGAAGUGUCAGCCACAGCAAGGUGAUGAUGAUAAGGCAAUGAUUACUAGUUUGGGUUCAAGGAUUUCUGCUCUUAAAAAUGAAGAAUUAGCUGCUACGAAGCAAGGUAAUGAUGUUAUUCUGUUGCCUAUGCAAAUGCCAUUGUAUGGUAUUUUGAUUGCUUUUAUGACCUUAAUCUUCCCAUAUGAAGACAAUACCAAUGUUUCAUUCAUCAUUGGGGUCACUAUGCUUCUUUUUUUCGGAUUCUUUCUUGGCAUGAUCCCACCCUUUAUUGUCUCAUACCAAACGUUAAGGAAAUUGGGGGAAGUGGUAGUUGGUUUGAGUGCACGUAAUCGAAAGCUCUUUCAAGAAGUGGAGAAUUUUGAUGGUCCCUCUUCUGGACCCACUGAACCCACUGGUGCUGUCUCUUCCGGUCAAGUAGCGGAUCUUCCAUUGCAAAGAACCGCAUCAGUGCUCAAUGUUCUUCAUUCACUGAAAUGCCAGUCUGAAGCUAUUUCUGAAUCGUUAGGAGGUUUUUCUUGCCAUUACAACCGAAUGCUUUAUGUUCAAUUUGGCAGUGCAUUGGCCUUCUCACUUGCCAUUCCGCUGACAACGGGAUUACUGUACUCGAAAAUGUUAACGUACCACCGGAGUUGAUUUAGAGCCGAGCACACGUUGGAAGACAUGGAUUUGAUGGAUUUGGUGUGUUUGUUUGAACUAGUGUGUGUUUGUUUGAACUAGUGUGUGUUUUUGUUUCAAUUUUUUUGUUAGAUGUAAAUGCUAACUGGUUUACGGCAGCUGCAAUUAUUCGUAACAGUUUAAAAAAUUUAAAGCAAGAUGAUGAUGAACUUUGUGGAUUGUACAUUGGCUUUGUGAGUUCCUUUCUUUGGGAUAAUGAUGAACUUUGUGGAUUGUA